UGGAGGGCGCCUCAACAUAACGUCCACAUUUCUGAGGUAUCACUGAAAAACAGAGGACUCUCCAUCAUAGUUUAUUUUACUGUUAUUUUAAACCUCAAAAGCAACGAAUUAUCCGGGUGCUCCCAAAUGCCUUACACGGGCCUGACAACCACACAACAACAACAACAACAGCAACAACAACAACAUCGGAAGAAAACAAGGGAUCUGCUUCCGGUUUCUGGAGCCAGCUGUCAGACUCCAGCAUCGUCCAAUGUCUGGGCAGCAGUUUUUAUCAGCAGGGCAGCAGCUUUGAAUUAGUAACAGUUCUCGUUGCCGUUGUUUCGGGAAAACACGCAAACAGCCAAAGCCAAACCGGACCCGCGGCCCUAACGAGAGCGUUUAGCAUGAGCGAAGGAGACGUGUUUCACGAGAAGCAACGAUUGGAGCUGUGCGCGAUCCACGCACUCAACAACGUGCUCCAGGAGCUGGUGUUCACCAAGGAGACGGCCGAUGACAUCUGCAAACGGCUGGCUCCACAGUGCGUGGUGAACCCUCACCGCUCAGUGUUAGGUACAGGAAACUACGAUGUCAACGUCAUCAUGGCGGCACUGCAGAGCCGGGAACUGGCUGCAGUGUGGUGGGACAAACGCAGGACGGUGCAGAGCCUUUGCGUGCCAAAGGUCCAGGGUUUUAUCCUAAAUGUUCCAUCCCGGGUGUCGUUGGGGUUCAUGUCCCUCCCACUCCGACGGCGACACUGGCUCGCUGUUCGACAAGUAAAUGGACAGUACUACAACCUGGACUCCAAACUGAAGAGUCCCGUCUGUAUCGGGGGAGAAGCAGAACUACGCAAAUUUCUCAGCGAACAGCUGUCUGAGGACGUGGCGGAGAUGCUCCUGGUCGUCGGGCAGGAGGAGGAGGAGGACGGCUCGUGGCUGAACGCCGACAACCCAGAGAAGUGACGCUUUGGGACAGUACAAACUGGAAAAAAAACAUCCUCUGGGAUGAUGACGGACUUAAAAAAAAAAAGAAUAAAAAACCUCAUUGCAAAAAACUCUUCAGGGAAUGCACUAAAAUACAUUUGAUAUCUACACACAGGAAAUUCCAAAGAGAAGCGAACGAUGUUUACUCCUGAGAUGAAGAACUGUUUGAUUGUAAUAUCUGUGAAGGCCUUUACUCUGAUAUGACCCAUGUAUUUGCAUUGUCCAUGCUUAGUACCUUUGUUUUUAACACAGGGAAGGUGAGAUCUGAGAUAGCAGCUUAAAGCAAAUGUGGGCUUGUUAGAUAAUGCUGACCUGUGGCUUAUGACUGAACUUUUACUUCUUUUUUUUUAAAUGAUAGAGAUUGGAGUUUUCAUGCAUGAAAAAACAUCUGCAGUAAGGACAUCCGCUCUACUUUGAGUACCAAACAUAACCAAGGUCAAAAUGGUAUCGCUGUCACUAUUACCAUCGAGUCGACACAAUCCGAUCAAUAUCUGCUGUGGCUACAAGCUGGUGAUGUCAAAAGCAGCGUCCUCUCUACUCACAACCAUUAUGCAAAACCUUCUAUGCACUGCAGCUGGAUAAGUUGACCCUGCUCGUUUUUGUAUGUGCGCUCACAGACACAGGUACUGUGAAGGCAUCACCUGGGACAUUGAAAGACAGCCAGUGUCUUUGCUUUUUCCCCGUCUCUUACAACUUUGCUGUAGACGUUUGUCACAGAGUGCCACAGUUUUUAGAAUUUAGAAUGUGUUUUGUUGCCUUCCUGGCUGCCUUUUUGUUUUCUUCAUUUAGUGGGCUUGAGAUCUUUAACCCAUCGGAAUGAACAUGGUGAUCACGAUAAGUGAUGUCAUUGACGUGUGAUAGCGAAGCUAAAUCACACAACAAUAAAGCUUUGAGAAAUUGAAAGCAGACAGGACGUUGGCAGGGAUCUAUUUAAUCCAGGUCUCAAGUCGCCAGGUUGAGUUUGACAUGCUUUUAAUAUGAAUGAAAGAAGCUAGAAAUUGUAUUUUGUUUUAUAUCUUAAAGGAACAGUUGCAGGAAAAUAAAAUCUACUAUUUUACAUUUGUUUUAGAUAUGCAAAAACACUGGUUGUAUGACUAUGUAAAAUUUGUUUGUAUUUUGUCUCUCCAUUGGAUCUAUGCAUAUCCAGAAUAACAGGAGCACUGUCUCUGCUAAACACUAGUGACAAACUCACACAUGAACCUAAGCUCCAAGGUUUGUAACGGUGAAACCUAUUUAUAUUAAACUUUGACCUUUUGUUUUA
Pungitius pungitius (ninespine stickleback) is the source of this 2220-nucleotide messenger RNA. RefSeq names its product Josephin domain containing 2 (gene josd2). The coding region runs from base 384 to 938 and encodes 184 amino acids. The record is from RefSeq and is a predicted model, not a curated record. The transcript is spliced from 5 exons. Lineage: Eukaryota; Metazoa; Chordata; Actinopteri; Perciformes; Gasterosteidae. Gene Ontology annotation, biological process: protein deubiquitination. Gene Ontology annotation, molecular function: cysteine-type deubiquitinase activity.